ACCGAGAAGAUGCAGUCCACAAUGGAGAUAGUGACCCCGGUUGCCGAUGAGAAAGAGCGCUUAUUCCAAUGCAGUACAUGCCAGCGCUCCUUCACGCGAAUUGAUCAUCUCAUGCGUCAUGUACGAUCGCAUACCAAAGAAAAGCCAUACAUAUGCCCAACGUGCGAAAAGGGGUUUGCCAGAAUCGAUCUACUCAAGAGGCACAGCGAGAACCAUAAAUCUAAAAGAGCGAGGAAAGAGAUUGUUCGUCAGAGCAGAGUGGUGCAAGCCUGCGAAGAGUGUUCGAAUCUCCACUUGCGAUGUACCGACGACAAACCCUGUACGAGGUGCCUGAAAAAGAACAUCACCUGCCGAGUAGCUUCAUCUGACCAAAAUACGCUGGAUGCUGCGCAAGGUCUACUGGAAAUUUCGCACCAUCCUGGUUACGAUCCACAUUCGCAACCUCCCGAGCAGGAUUACGGAGAGGAACCAUACCAGCCACCAGAAGGCAUAUCAGCGAUUGAUCCAAGCCUAGAUGCCCCCAAUGAAGAUGCAUCUAUCAAUAUGUCGAACGAUUCGCACUCUACCACAGAAUUACCAGCUUCAAUCACCCCGUAUGUGGAUGGAAACAUUGUUAUGUUUGAUAACCAGUCGCCCAUGGAUCCACUAUUGCCAGACUACGUCCGUAAUAUGCAACAGGAGUCAUGUCUCUCCGGUUUUGCUACGCCCCGUAAUGCAAUGGAUCUGAGCUUCAAUUGGGAUAUGGAUUUUACUGCACUCGACUUUGGCAUGCUUGAUCAAUUUAAUACUCAGGGCCUGCCCCAGAUGGACCUGCUGUCCACGGAAAUCCAAGACAGCUUUCGGACACCCCAACGCGAAAUGACCAACCCCGACAACCAUGACGACGUUUCUGCAAGGGCUGAAGUUUUCAAGGACAGUGUCUGGAAAUACCAGCCGUCAAGAAACAUCAAUCCCUCGAUUGCAGAUGAGUCACAUAUUGCGUUAUCAGAUGGCAAUGCUAGUCGUCAACAGCAUCCCCGCAUGCCCGUCCGCCGAGUAAUCAACGAACGGCUUGCUUCUGUGUCAAGAGACAAGUUGCUAGCACUCAUUCUCAGCUCCUCAAACCCCUCGAAUCUUGAGCGUAUAUCUUCGGGGUUUCCAUCUCUCGACCUUUUGGAUGGCACUAUCCAGAAAUUUUUCACCGCUCCAUCGAUCAAUGCCGCAUCGUGGUUCCACGUGCCGACGUUUUCACUAGCAACAACCACCCCAGAGCUUUUGAGUUGUAUCGUCGCUGCGGGCGCGUUCUCAAUGCCUGAUGUGGCUUUACAAAAACUCGGUCUAGCUUUCCAAGAAGCUUCUAUGACCGCUGUUGCAAAGGUUGUUCAGCAUGAUAACUCCGCGGUGCGCAACAUACAAUUCCUGCAAGUACAAAUGCUCCAGAUUGAGGUUGCAACCUGGAGUGGUAUCAACAGAAAGAUGGAAAUUGCCGAGAGCUUUUUCCAAAUACCUGUCACUAUGCUUCGGCGCGGAGGUAGAUUCCGCCACUAUACCUGGAAAAAUAUCGUACCUGAUCCUAAUGAUUCGGGCUCCGAGCUACAAAAGAAAUGGCAGGAUUGGGUCUCUCAGGAGUCAUGGGUCCGGCUAGCCCAUCGCUAUAUCGAGUUCGACUGCCAGUCCUCCAUUGCUUUGUUGAAGACGCCACUCAUCCAAUAUUCUGAAAUGCAAUUGCCAAUACCCUGCUCCGAUCAUUUGUGGUAUGCACCUUCUGCUUCAGCAUGGAAAACAGCGUAUCUCGCAAACCCACCUGCAGAGCGACCAAAUCCUCACAACUGUUUACACGGCUUGGGACAUGUCGCCCAUCAAGGACCAGCGCAUCUGGCAUACUUAUACGUGUUAUGGGGAAUGAUAUUCGAUUAUCGGCAAAUGCUGCAGCUGAUGUCAACAGCACCCGCUACAAGCAAUAGCUUGCUGCUCCCUUCGCGUUGUACAGAACUUUUAAAGCUAUGCGAAGUCUUUCGAGUUAGUACAAGAGCCACAGACAAGCACGCCGAUAUUAUGAUGGAGGUGCUUCUCAUGCAUAUCUACGUGCCCAUGGACGAUAUCCAGACUUUUGCCGGUAUCGCAGGACCUGAGGAAGCCAGACACUCGUACCCUGCAUUGAGAGAUUGGGCGGCGACGAUCCCUGCGCGACAAGGUCUUUGGCAUGCAGGUCAGGUCAUACGGCUUAUAGAGUCACUGCCGAAAGGCACACUGCGCAAUUUCUACGCCAUGAUGGUGUAUCAUGCCGGUUUAGUGCUGUGGUCCUACGGGAUGUUGAGGCGUCCGAGCCAGAAUAGACCGCCUUGUGACGAUGAUGAUGUGGCGGUCAGGCUCAACUGCGAGGAGUGUAUCGAAGUGAAGAGGUUUAUCACUUUCGAGCGCGGACAGCCCAUGUUGAGGCGCUACGGCUCGACAGAAGCAGAUGCGCUGUUGUCGGCUCCUUCGGAUGUGAUUGUUAUGAUCAUGCAGGUGCUACAACAAAACCAUGAUGCUAUAGAUGGUGCGUUGCCGUCACUAGUGGAGAGCCUGUUACAUCUAUUGUUGGGAUUGAGGUCUGCCACUCAGCAAUGA
Molecule: messenger RNA, 2589 nt
Organism: Periconia digitata
Lineage: Eukaryota; Fungi; Ascomycota; Dothideomycetes; Pleosporales; Periconiaceae
Source: the annotation of a GenBank genome assembly